Messenger RNA from Xiphias gladius (swordfish), 1236 nucleotides. It is a transcript of the gene snrnp35, whose product is annotated as small nuclear ribonucleoprotein 35 (U11/U12). The transcript has a single exon. Gene Ontology annotation, molecular function: mRNA binding; snRNA binding. Bases 135 to 836 code for a protein of 233 amino acids. The record is from RefSeq and is a predicted model, not a curated record. Gene Ontology annotation, cellular component: precatalytic spliceosome; U12-type spliceosomal complex. NCBI's taxonomy places the organism in Eukaryota, Metazoa, Chordata, Actinopteri, Istiophoriformes, Xiphiidae. Gene Ontology annotation, biological process: mRNA splicing, via spliceosome.
ACGUGACAGACUAGAGCUCGUUUCACUACGGAAUGUUUUUGUGGUCGCACGCGCGACCUCAGGCUGCUCUGUUGGGGUAACGGCAUGAAAGUGUGAGGCAGCAGGAGACGCUUGUAGCUUCAUUUUGGGUAAAAAUGGUGGACUGGAGUCCGAUAGCGAAGGUUUACGACCCGCUAAAAGCCGGCAGCAUCGACGGCACGGACGUGGAGCCCCAUGACCGGGCGGUAUGGAGGGCUAUGGGUGCCCGCUACAAGCCCAACAAGGGUGUCAUCGGGGACGCGCUGCUCACGCUGUUUGUGGCCCGGCUGAACCCCCAGACAACCGAGGAAAAACUGUAUCAAGUGUUCUCCAAGUACGGAGACAUCCAGCAGCUCCGGCUGGUCCGGGACAUCAUCACUGGCUUCUCCAAAAGAUAUGCCUUCAUUGAAUACAAGGAGGAGCGGUCUGUUGUCCGGGCCCGCCGGGACGCCAACAAACUGGUGGUGGACCAGCACGAAGUGUUUGUGGAUUUUGAACAGGAGAGGACUCUCAAAGGAUGGGUCCCCCGGCGGCUCGGCGGCGGACUGGGAGGUAAGAAGGAGUCCGGGCAGCUGCGGUUCGGCGGCAGGGACAGGCCUUUCCGUAAACCCAUAAACCUCGGGGUCGGCCUGGUGCAGGAACGGGGAGGAGGUGGCGGGAGGGAGUGGGACAGACAUGGGGCGAGAGACAGAGAGGACCGGGACCGACACAGAGAGGCUGAGUGGGGCAGCAGAGGGAGGAGAGACGACCGGGACAGAGGCAGAGAGAGGGAUGACCGAAGACACGGGGACAGGAGCAGACACCGGGACAGGAGAUGAAGCUAAUAUUUACCGUCCAAAGUACUGACUCUCGCCUGGUUCCACUGAAGCCUUUGACAGAUGUUUUUGAUGCACAGUCCAGCUGCUGCAGCUCCUCGAAUGGACGAAUUUUAAGCCAAGUGGGCAGUGAAGGAAAGUGUUGACUGUUAAGGCCUGUUUGUUUGCAUAUGUAGUGCUGGUCUACUGAAAGAGCAACUGUUACAACAACGGAGGACCUUCUUAUGGUAUCAUGAUAUCAGUUUGGCUUGAUGUUCAUUAGAUGGUGCUGCAUGUCAAUAGGAUGAAUACCUGGACCGAACAUUUUCAGCUGGUGCUCUAUAGUAUUUCAGUGUUUCUCAGGCAAUCUGACUUAGUACAUGCUUUUUCAGUGUAAAUUGAGCAAUAAAAACUGUGUUCCAUA